GCGGCCGUCGUAGCCGCAGCCCCGCAGCCCGGACAGCAGCAGCAGCAGCAGCAGCAGCAGCGGGACGAGCAGCCGGCGGCAUGAGGCACGAUCCGACCCCCGGCUUCUCCAUGCUGCUCUUCGGGGUGUCUCUCGCCUGCUACUCCCCCAGCCUCAAGUCGGUGCAGGACCAGGCGUACACUGCGGCCGUGGUCCUGGAGGGCAAGGUGCAGUCGGUGUCCCCCCCCGCCGGUAACGGCAGCGGCAGAGAUCCCCCCGGCUCCAACGGGGGGGUCCUGGUGAAGGUCUUAGACCUGUGGCCCCUCAACAGCGGGGGGCUGCAGCGCGAGCAGCUCAUCAGCGUGGGCAGCGCGGGCUCCAAGGCGCCCUGCUUCAAAGUGAAGAGGAACCACCGCUACAUCUUCUUCCUGGAGCCCACGGAGAAGCCCCUGGUUUUCAAGACCUCCUUCGCCCCCUUGGACACCAGCGGCAAGAACCUCAAGAAGGAUGUGGGCAGGAUCCUGUGCGCAGACUGCGCUGUUCCUCCAAAACUGAAGAAACUGAAGAGUCCAAAUGUUCAUGUGGGGGAUAAGAUUUCACUGAAAUGUGAGGCUACUUCAGGGAAUCCUCAGCCCUCCUACAAGUGGUUUAAAGAUGGUAAAGAACUGAAGAAAAGCAAGGACAUCCGAAUAAAAUAUGGGAAUGGAAAAAAAAUUUCCAGGCUGCAGUUCAAUAAGGUGAAACUGGAAGAUGCUGGAGAAUAUAGCUGUGAAGCGGAGAAUGUGCUAGGGAAAGACACAGCAAAAGGCAGCCUUAAUGUGAGAAGUGGAACAACGAAUGUGCCACAACUCUUACCAGCUUCAGAAACUAAAUUAGUUGUUAUGGACGAAGAGUUAACCACCACACUCUCAUCCUGGUCUGGGCAUGCCAGAAAAUGCAAUGAAACCGCCAAGUCCUAUUGUGUCAAUGGUGGGGUGUGCUACUACAUCGAGGGGAUUAAUCAGCUGUCUUGCAAAUGUCCAAAUGGAUUCUUCGGACAGAGGUGUUUGGAGAAACUGCCUUUGCGAUUGUACAUGCCAGAUCCUAAGCAAAAAGCUGAGGAACUUUACCAGAAGAGGGUUUUAACUAUCACUGGGAUCUGUGUUGCAUUGCUUGUGGUUGGAAUAGUUUGUGUGGUGGCUUACUGUAAAACCAAAAAACAACGAAAGCAAAUGCAUAGUCAUUUACGGCAAAAUAUGUGCCCAGCCCAUCAGAACAGGAACCUUGCAAAUGGCCCUAGUCAUCCCCGGCUGGAUCCUGAAGAAAUUCAGAUGGCUGAUUAUAUUUCUAAAAAUGUUCCUGCCACUGAGCAUGUGAUACGAAGGGAAGCAGAGACAACAUUUUCAGGAAGUCAUUCCUGCUCACCGUCUCAUCACUGUUCCACAGGCACUCCAACAUCAAGCCAGAGACAUGAAAGCCACACAUGGAGCUUGGAGAGGACAGAGAGCCUGACUUCUGAUUCCCAGUCUGGCAUCAUGUUAUCUUCAGUGGGAACCAGUAAAUGCAACAGCCCUGCCUGCAUUGAGGCUCGUGCCCGCCGAGGACCUGCAUAUUGCAUUGAGGACUCAAGAAGACCCAUGAUGCAAUAUAGGGAUUCUGUGGAUUCACUGCGAGACUCACCGCACAGCGAGAGAUACGUGUCUGCUCUAACAACACCAGCUCGACUGUCACCUGUCGACUUCCAUUAUUCGAUUGCUGCCCAGGUACCUACUUUUGAGAUCACCUCCCCCAACUCUGCUCAUGCUGUUUCCCUGCCCCCUGCGGCACCCAUCAGCUUCCGUGUGGAGGAGCAGCAGCCUUUACUGCGAAGGUAUCAAGUCCCCUUCCAGGAUAUGCAGCGGUAUGACAGUUACUACCAAAGGAAGAGCUACUUAAACGACAGCAUGGGGAGUCUGCCUUCAAGCCCCUUCCGCAUCACGGAGGAUGAUGAAUAUGAGACGACACAGGAAUACAUCACAGCACUAGAACAACCAAAGAAAACAGCCAGCAGCAACAGGCGGUGGAAAAAAUCUAGACUGAAUGGGCACAUCUCACACAGAGCUAAAAUGGUCAGAGACUCCUUCUCAGUGAGCAGUGCCUCUUACAGCGAAUCCGAUGAGGAGAUGGUGGCAGAGAGCACCCCGUUCUUAAGCAUUCAGAACACUGAUGUAAUGAACACAGAUUCCCCCCCGCUGUAUCGACCAGGUGACAGCAGGACUUACUAUUCCUUCGACAGACACAGCACGUAUGGGGCGGGCAGCUUGCCACACACAAGACCCAAACCAGACUCAACACCUCACUAGAAGCUGCACAAACUCACACACCCCCAAACAGAGCAGUAUCAAAAAGGAGAAAAAAUAUUUUUAUUUUAUAUAAAAGAGGAAAAAAUAUAAGAAAUAAAAUGUUUUAUUUUCAUUUUAGCAAACUUGUCUUAUAACAGCUAACAGCAAAGACUUUUUUUAUAGGGAAUCUCUAUUUAUAUGUAAUGUCUUGAUUUACAGCUUCCAAAAAAAACACAAACAAACAAAAACAAAAUAAAAAAGUGGGCCAAUUUUUGACUACUUAAAAAUAGAAAAUAAAAAUAUCGUGGUGCCUUUUUGCUGUAUGCUAACGCUGGAGUCCAUGCUGAGGAUUAUGUUUCAGUAGCAUUCGUAAGAUCAUAGGUUUUCAUUUGGACAAAUUACCAUUUUAAGGGCGCUUUCUCAUUUGAAAAAGAUAAAAACAGCACCCUCCACUUUGCCCCAUCUCUGUAUGUUAGUGAUCUAGUUCUUUCCAGUAGUGUUAAAACACACACACAAAGGACACAUGUAUGUAUGUUUUCAUAAAUACCUCCUAAGGGGAAUCUGUCUUGCCCUGUAAAAUACGUGUAUUUUUGCUUAUUUCAGGAAAAAUUCUAUACAUACGGGAAUGCAGAAAUAACAUUUCUUUUUGCAACACAGGUAGGAAGAGAAAAAAGCAUACAGUAGCAACAGCCCUUACAAUAUAUCUGUCAACCUCCUAAACAUGUUACUGUGUGGGGUCUGAAGUAGAACUGGAUCAUUUUGGCACAGUUUUGUGAAGUUGUAGUCAAAUAAAACAUUAAAAUGAACGUGGUAAAAUAUUAUCUAUUUACAUACGGUAGAAUCCACUUCACUGGCAUAGACCCCACUUGGGAGGGAAACAGUCCAUUGCAGCAAUUGCAAAUAAGUACUCUUGUUUGGCAAAUUGCUUUCAAAGGCAGCAUUGCAUUUUCAGCAAACAAUAUGAAACUCAGACAGAGUCAAAUCCUGGCUAUAACAGUGCAAGGUAGUAGAACAAAAGGCCCUUUCUUCAGGAAGCUAAUGACAGCACAGCCAUCAAUUCACCCCUACAAACUAUCUCAUUGAGCUGCACCCCCUCCAACCAGGCAUGCAAUUUAAAAGAACUGUGUGUGCCAUUAAUCUCUGUUUAAAGUCAUUGCAAUACAUUGCCAUGAUCCUUCCCCUCUGGCCAGUGAAGCAGGCUGGUAAUUCAUCAGGAAACCCAUUAAGUGGAUUCUUCUGUAUCAGUGUGCUGUAUAUUGUAAAGAAAGUUUUUUUGUAAUGUCCCAGUGUUACAUAACUUGCUAUGAAAGAUGGAUGUCAAAUUUCAGAGCCUGGGGCAGCCCUGGCUACUGGAUCAAAAAAGACAGUACUGUGUGUGCAGGCAGCAGAAUAUUCACAUGUGAAAGUGCCCCUCUCUCCUUUUCGUUCUCUGCAGCAAUCCUGUUUACAUCAUAGCCUGAUUCUUUUCAUUUUAUAUUUUUACUUCUGCAUGUCCUUUGCAUUUCAGAUACUGUAGAUUGGAUGCAUGGUGAAGCUGUGACUGAGAAGAUAAUACAACAAUUGACAGUGUAUUUCAUUUAACUUUUAGCAAUAAAGUAACUAAACCCUCUAUUCCUCACCCACAAUGGGGUCAGAUAGAAACUCUGCUAAUUUGUCAUAAGAUGAUUGUAAAAAUUUGCUCUGGAUUGUCCGAAUGUCAGAACUCUUGACUGUUUAACACUUGAACAUUUUUUAUAUUAUAAAUAAAAUAAGAAAUAAUUAGUA
Molecule: messenger RNA, 4043 nt
Organism: Gavialis gangeticus (Gharial)
Lineage: Eukaryota; Metazoa; Chordata; Crocodylia; Gavialidae
Gene: NRG2
Product: neuregulin 2
Exons: 11
Coding region: 81-2300 (739 amino acids)
Biological process (GO): intracellular signal transduction; nervous system development; animal organ development
Molecular function (GO): signaling receptor binding
Source: RefSeq, a predicted model, not a curated record